GCCAAGCCUCAGGACUUGCGCGUGGCUGUGGAUUGCGCCGCCUUCUUCGGGGUGCCAUCGCUGCUCCACCACGUGCGCGAGUGGAUCGCCGCAAACCUGAAGGUGGCCACCGCCCCGGCCCUCUGGGCUUUUGUGGAGUCUGAGCCGCUGUUGAAGCACCAGGAAGUGGAUGGAUGUGAUGAUGCCGAGGAUGUUGAGGCCGCCUGCUUCGAAUUUCACUUGGAGCACUUCGCCGAGUUGGCCGGGGUCAAG
Molecule: messenger RNA, 252 nt
Organism: Symbiodinium natans
Lineage: Eukaryota; Dinophyceae; Suessiales; Symbiodiniaceae
Source: the annotation of a GenBank genome assembly